AUGGCGUUCUCAAACUCUACCUGCUCGUACUUCGUCGAGACCGAUGAGCCUCAGUACUCCCGCCUUCAACCCAGAGAAGCUGCCAAACUGCUGGCACGCAACAGACAAGAAAUGAUCGGCAAUGAGCUCUCGCGCCUGGCUGGCGAUGAGUACCUGGAGGACAUCAUGCAACACAUGAGACACAUGGAGGACGAGACUUUGCCCGACGUGAACUUAAUCGACAUGCAGCGGGAAAUCCAGUGGUUCAUGAGACCCUUCCUGAUCGACUUCCUCAUCGAGGCACACGCCGCGUUUGCGUUGUUGCCCGAGACUCUGUUCCUGACCGUCAACCUACUGGAUCGCUACUGCUCAAAGCGGGUCGUGUAUAAGCAGCACUACCAACUCGUCGGAUGUGCCGCCCUCCUCAUCGCUGCCAAGUAUGGUGACAAGAAGGACCGUGUUCCCCAGAUCAACGAGCUCAACAACAUGUGCUGCGGACUGUACGACUCCGGCAUGUUCACUCAGAUGGAGAUGCACGUCCUGAACACUCUCGAGUGGUCUAUUGGACACCCGACCGUCGACUUUUUUAGCCAACUGAUCGUCGCAGAGGAGUCUGAUGACCGCCAGGUCGAGCACAUGGCCGCUUACCUGUGUGAGAUCGCCUUGUACCACCGCGAUUUCGUAUCUACCAAGCCGUCGGUCAUGGCACGAUCCUCGCUGGCUCUGGCCAGGGCGAUUCUGGGUCGGCCCGAGAUUAACGAUGGAGAGUGGGAUCCCGUCGAGAGCGACACCCUGCUGUCGUUGUCCCAGCACCUGCACCAACCCUCAGCCACCCUCUCAAGAAAAUACUCGUCGCCGCACCUCUCGAGAGUAUCCGCGAGCCUCACGGAGUUCCUAGCCCAGCAGGCUGCUAUCCAGUCUCGACGUGCAGGACCACCUUCGCCCCCUGCCGAACCCGCCCUGUCAUCCAAGUCCGGUAACAUCUACAGCACCCCACAGAAGGGACACGGCGCCACCAUUGGCGUCGCCGACGGCUACAUGACGCCGCCGAUCACCCCCGACGGUGUCUGCUUUGGUGUCACGGACCCGAUGAACAGAUACGUCCCGCCCCGGUGUCCCGUGACGCCGACACCCCAGGUUCCCCCGACGAGCGCAUAUGUUCCCCAACAGCAACACAUGCAGCUCUACCCCACACACUCUCACAAUGAGUACAGUAGCCACAUGAUGGCUCACUAA
Molecule: messenger RNA, 1215 nt
Organism: Neoarthrinium moseri
Lineage: Eukaryota; Fungi; Ascomycota; Sordariomycetes; Amphisphaeriales; Apiosporaceae
Exons: 2
Coding region: 1-1215 (404 amino acids)
Biological process (GO): regulation of cyclin-dependent protein serine/threonine kinase activity; mitotic cell cycle phase transition
Cellular component (GO): cytoplasm; cyclin-dependent protein kinase holoenzyme complex; nucleus
Molecular function (GO): cyclin-dependent protein serine/threonine kinase regulator activity
Source: RefSeq, a predicted model, not a curated record